AAGCAGGCACAAACAAAACCUAGUUCGAGAAAGACCUAAAACUUCUCUGAAGCGAGAGAGAGAGAGUUUUCACUUCUCUCUGAGUCUUCUUCAGUGUCGUUUGCAGUUAGGGCAAUUGGAAAAACGAAAGGCGAAGGAAGAUGUCGUUGCGGGUGCUGAACCCAAAUGCAGAGGUUCUCAACAAAUCGGCGGCUUUGCACAUGAACAUCAACGCCGCCAAGGGCUUAAUGGACGUUCUCAAGAGCAAUCUCGGUCCCAAGGGCACAAUCAAGAUGCUUGUUGGAGGAGCCGGAGAUAUCAAGCUCACCAAAGAUGGUAACACUCUUCUCAAAGAAAUGCAAAUUCAAAACCCAACAGCAAUAAUGAUUGCAAGGACGGCUGUUGCUCAAGAUGAUAUAAGUGGAGAUGGCACUACUUCAACUGUGAUCUUCAUUGGCGAGCUUAUGAAACAGUCGGAGCGAUACAUUGAUGAAGGGAUGCAUCCGCGUGUCCUGGUUGAUGGUCUUGAGAUUGCCAAAAGAGCAACUCUCCAGUUCCUUGAGAAAUUUAAGACUCCCGUGGUGAUGGGUGAUGAACCAGAUAAAGAGAUUCUGAAAAUGGUUGCAAGAACAACCCUAAGAACAAAGCUUUAUGAAAAAUUGGCAGAUCAGUUGACUGACAUAGUUGUUAGUGCGCUUCUUUGCAUUUGCAAGCCUGAGGAACCAAUUGAUUUGUUUAUGGUAGAGAUUAUGCAUAUGCGCCAUAAAUUUGAUGUCGACACACGCUUGGUUGAGGGUCUUGUCCUUGACCAUGGUUCUAGGCAUCCUGAUAUGAAGCGACGAGCAGAGAAUUGCUAUAUAAUGACGUUGAAUGUAUCGUUGGAGUAUGAGAAAAGUGAAAUAAAUGCGGGCUUUUUCUACUCCAAUGCUGAGCAGAGAGAGGCGAUGGUUACAGCUGAGAGGCGUUCAGUUGAUGAAAGAGUUAGAAAAAUAAUUGAAUUGAAAAAUAAGGUUUGUUCUGGUAAUGGCAAUAACUUUGUUGUCAUUAAUCAAAAGGGAAUUGAUGCACCGUCAUUGGACGUUCUUGCAAGGGCAGGGAUUAUCGCCCUCCGAAGAGCAAAGAGGAGAAAUAUGGAACGGUUGGUUUUGGCUUGUGGGGGAGAAGCUCUAAACUCUGUGGAUGAUCUUACUCCUGAUUGUCUUGGUUGGGCCGGACUGGUCUAUGAGCAUGUCCUUGGCGAAGAGAAAUAUACAUUCGUGGAAAAUGUGAAGAACCCUCAUUCUUGUACAAUUUUAAUCAAAGGGCCUAAUGACCAUACGAUUGCCCAAAUUAAGGAUGCUGUCCGUGAUGGAUUGAGGGCUGUUAAAAAUACAAUUGAAGAUGAAUCUGUGAUCUUGGGGGCUGGAGCUUUUGAAGUUGCAGCUAGACAAUAUCUAGUAAAUGAAGUGAAAAAAACUGUUCAAGGGAGAGCACAACUUGGAGUCGAAGCUUUUGCUGAUGCCCUCCUUGUGAUACCCAAGACGCUUGCCGAGAACUCCGGUCUUGACACACAAGAUGUUAUCAUUGCUCUUACGGGAGAGCAUGAUAGGGGGAACAUUGUGGGUUUGAACCAGAACACAGGAGAACCGAUUGACCCUCAGAUGGAGGGUAUUUUUGACAACUACUCAGUGAAGCGCCAAAUUAUAAAUUCUGGGCCUGUAAUUGCAUCUCAGUUGCUGUUGGUGGAUGAAGUAAUUCGCGCUGGGCGGAAUAUGAGAAAGCCAAAUUAAGCUUUGGGACAUCGGAUGCCCGUGUGGAGAUAUUCUAGUUUUGUUUCUUAGUGUGCUAUGAAUUAUGUCGAGCUACCUUGCUUCCUUGUAACAGAGGGCACUUUUUGUGUUGAGGACUUUUGUUAGAGAGAGAAGAUUUUGCAAAGUUUGGUACUAAUUUUUUCGUUAAGUUUCACAUUUUGUUCGUGGUAUCCUUAAAUAUGGUUUCCCUGGUGCUGUCCACAGUUCUCAUUUACACUACAAUUAAAUUCAUGAA
Messenger RNA from Morus notabilis, 2004 nucleotides. Its product is annotated as T-complex protein 1 subunit zeta 1. Lineage: Eukaryota; Viridiplantae; Streptophyta; Magnoliopsida; Rosales; Moraceae. Gene Ontology annotation, cellular component: chaperonin-containing T-complex. Gene Ontology annotation, molecular function: ATP hydrolysis activity; ATP binding; ATP-dependent protein folding chaperone. The transcript has 15 exons. Gene Ontology annotation, biological process: protein folding. The coding region runs from base 141 to 1748 and encodes 535 amino acids. The record is from RefSeq and is a predicted model, not a curated record.